AUGGCUGAAUCAUCACCGCAGAGCACUUUUCUUGCUAAAAGAGGAGCAUCUAUUGAUAUAGACGGUGUCUUCAACGUCCGAAGUUUCGGCGGUUAUCCCAGCAGUCUCAGGCCCAACUGCUUCACCCGGGAUAGCUUCAUCUACCGAUCCGGCCACCUGAAAGACAUCACCUCACGAGGAACUAUACAAAUCCGCGAUCUGGGCAUCUCGAUGGUGAUUGACCUCACCAACUCGGGUGAAACGAAGGCGCUCUUUACGGGCACGUCGAGCCUCAGCCAAUGCAGGGUGCUGAACCUUCCUCUAGUGAAGCAUGGAUUCACAGUCCAGCAACUCGCGGACAAGUAUAAGAGGUAUCUUGAGGAGGGGGAGAAAGCUAUUGCAGAGGGCUACCUCAAGCUCCUCAUUGAAGGACACCAAGUCGUCCGGGACAUUCUCUUUUUGAUUCGCGACAACCCUGACGAUGUAUUUCUUGUUCAUUGUGCGAUGGGUAAAGACCGAACAGGAGUCGUAUUCGCGGUCCUUCUCUCCUUAGCCGGGGUCUCAGAUGAUGCCAUAGCAGACGAGUAUAGUCGAAGCGAGCUAGCACUGGAAGCAGCGUUGCCUAAGAUUGCAGCCGCGAUCAAGAAGGCUAUCCCGACGGUUACUGACGUGGAGGCGCUGAAGAGAGCGAGGGUUGUUAUUCAGACAAGGAAGGAGGCGAUGCUGCUUAUGCUGCAGUUGAUGGUGGAACGGUUUGGUGGGAUGGUGCAGUACCUGAAGAACUGCUGUGGUGUUAGUGAAGAGGAUAUUGAGCUCAUCCAGGCUUUAUUGACUUUUACAGCCAAGGACACCGAUUGA
Molecule: messenger RNA, 837 nt
Organism: Aspergillus nidulans FGSC A4
Lineage: Eukaryota; Fungi; Ascomycota; Eurotiomycetes; Eurotiales; Aspergillaceae
Product: tyrosine-protein phosphatase
Exons: 3
Coding region: 1-837 (278 amino acids)
Molecular function (GO): protein tyrosine phosphatase activity; phosphoprotein phosphatase activity
Source: RefSeq, a predicted model, not a curated record